GAUCCCAUUCUUUCGUUAACUGAUGGCUGAAACGCCGGCUUCUCCUCCUCUUCACCCUCCCGUUCUUCUGUCCGAUUCCGCCGCCAAAGACGCCAUGCUCACUUGGUUUCGUGGCGAGUUUGCGGCCGCCAACGCCAUCAUCGAUGCUCUCUGCGCUCACCUUAUGCAGGGCUCCGGCGGAUCCGCUCGAUACGAGUCUGUCAUGGCAGCCCUUCAUCGCCGGAGGCUCAACUGGAUCCCUGUCCUCCAGAUGCAGAAGUACCAUUCCAUCUCUCAAGUCACCCUCCAGCUACAACAAUUGGCAAAAGGCGGCUUUCAUGAUGAUGAUGAUUCUCCCUCCAGCGACAUCACUGAUGGAGGAUCCCGGGAAGAAGACCGCGUGGACGAAACCCUCUCAAUCUGUUGUAAGCACGAGGACGAAUGUGAAUCACGAGGAGCCUCACUCCUCAAGCACUCCAAGCGUUUCUCGGCCAAGGAACAUGCCAAUGUUGUCAAAGGCCUCAAACUCUACGAAGAUGUCUUCACUGGUACUCAACUCUCCAAGCUUCUGGAUUCUAUUAAUCAGCUCCGAGAGGCUGGCCGGAAUCACCAACUUUCAGGGGAGACCUUUGUUCUGUUCAACAAGAACACCAAGGGAACCAAAAGAGAGCUUCUUCAGCUUGGAGUUCCUAUUUUCGGCAACACCACGGAUGAACACUCAGUGGAACCUAUCCCAACCCUUGUCCAAAGUGUGAUCGACCAUCUUCUUCAAUGGCGUGUGAUUCCUGAAUACAAACGACCAAAUGGCUGUGUGAUCAACUUCUUCGAUGAGGACGAACACUCUCAACCAUUUCAGAAACCUCCUCACGUGGAUCAACCCAUAUCCACUCUUGUCUUGUCUGAAUCAACCAUGGUGUUUGGGCACAGACUCGGGGUCGAUAACGAUGGCAACUUCAGGGGCUCACUCACUCUCCCACUAAAGGAAGGGUCGUUGCUGGUGAUGAGGGGUAACAGCGCAGAUAUGGCCAGGCAUGUAAUGUGCCCCUCGCCCAACAAAAGAGUCGCAAUCACCUUCUUCAAACUCAAACCGGACUCCGGGAAGGUCCAGCCGCCCCCCACCCUAUGGCGACCAGGCACCCCAGCUCCUCCGGCUUGCGGAAUGGUCACAGCUCCGUUGGUGAUGCUAGCUCCGGCUACCAAGAGGCUAGACGCUGGCACUGGAGUUUUCUUGCCGUGGACACCGCCAGUUACAAGAAAACCAGCAAAGCAUCUCCCGCCACGAGUCCAGAGGCUGCGUCUCUUGUCAUCAGCAAAGCCAGUGGCAGAUCGUGAGGCAUCGUCGCCAGAGAUAGGAGUGAGCUGAGUUGGAAAGUGUCACACACGGAAGCUCUUUCUUUUUUCCUUUUGUUUAACAGAGCCUUUUGGUUUCCUUGUGUGUAUGCUUGAGUCGUUUAGUGGGUUUUUCUUGUUUCUUCUUAGUAACAUUUUGCUUUCCUUAUAUAUGGUCAAUUUAAUAGAUUGAAGAUUAGGGU
Messenger RNA from Arabidopsis arenosa, 1511 nucleotides. The record is from the annotation of a GenBank genome assembly. NCBI's taxonomy places the organism in Eukaryota, Viridiplantae, Streptophyta, Magnoliopsida, Brassicales, Brassicaceae.